UAUUUAGUUUUGAAUUGAAUUCGUGGCGGAACGAUCAUCUUUAGCAAACAAUAAUGUUGCGAGUGGUCUUGUCAUUUCUUUUCAUAUAUGUGGCCUUCUCAGAGCCAGAAUGCUCUAGAUUCCACUAUGAAGAACAAACUUUAAACAAGAUGAUUAGAGUGGAAAUAGCGAUGGAGAAAUUGCAGUUGGAUAUGGCUGCCACGCAGCAGCAGGUGUUAGACGCCCUUCGUGGUCUAAGGGAAGAAACUCAGCAGAUUAAAGAUGACUGGAAUAAUGAAAAAGAAAGUCUGAAACGCGAUGUCAAAGACAUGAAAGGGGCGAUUGCUAAUGAUAUAUUGGAAUUCACUAACGAGUUGGAAAAACUAAAAGGACCUGCAGUCGCUUUCAGAAGCAAGGACGUUGCUGAUCUAACACCAAACAGCGGUGACACCCUUGUGUUUCAGACGACGAUGCUGAACGAAGGUCUCGGGUAUGAUAAUACUACCGGGAUAUUCACUGCGCCGGUAGGAGGAACGUAUAUCUUUACUGUCCAAUUUUGUGUUGUCGGCGGAAAGAAUAUGUAUUACGUGAUAGUUGCUGAUAAUGAAGAAAUAAAGAAAGGGUGGUUCUGUGAUGCAAAGUGGACCGCCUGUUACUCUGCUGAUGCUGUAGUCGUUCUUAAACAAGGUGCUCGUGUUCAGGUGAAAUGUUCGUCCUCUUCCAGUCUUUUGUCUUCCAACAGUAACUACUGGAAUACAUUUUCUGGUGUUUUUGUGCACGCUUAGACUCUACUUUUGUUUAACACAAAUAAUCUAUCUGGAUUACACUUUUACACAAAUUACAUACUGAAAAACUAUUCAUAUGUAAAUUGAUACUUUGGUCUAAAAUUCACAUACGGAUGAGCUUAAGAAGAAAUAAAAAUUAAUGUUUAAUGCAGGAUCUGUCUGUUCUUCCUGGAUAUUCCAUAAAUGAAUUGAUAGUGUUGCUAUAAACUAAAUAUACAGCAAAAAUAACCGUAUAUCUCGAAUGGGUUUAGAUAAUUCGCAUUGCCGAUCUGCACCAAGGCGACCAGAGAUAGAAGUAACAUGGAGCCAAUUUUAGAUUUUAAUAGCAUUAGUGGUAUGAAAUGUGAUAUGUAUCAAAAGAUGCAAGUUACCUUAACUGGACACGGAAACAUAAACAAAUUAUGUUUUUUGUGAAAGACUCAUAAAACGGUGUUAUUAAUGGCAGAUUAAUUACUCAAAGCCAAUGUUUCUAUGUUUAGUAGAAGCUUAGUUGAGUAAACUGUCACGCUUAAACAUACAUGAAAUUUCACGAAGACACCAAAGACAAACCACUAUUUCUUGGAUAUCGGGGGAACAAACUGUUAAAGUGCUCUCUCUUUCGUAAUAAAAGGGAGCAUGGACGUGAACAAGCUGAGAUAAAGACUUUUACUUGAUAUAUUAAUUAAUAAAUUUAAUUUAAGUUAAUAUCUUAUGAAUCUCACAUUUCUUGUGCGAGACUGACGCUGUACAUACUUAAUACACUAUACUGCUGUAAAUAAAUACUACCUGGAAGUCACUGAA
This is a messenger RNA of Mercenaria mercenaria, 1544 nucleotides long. RefSeq names its product complement C1q-like protein 2. The record is from RefSeq and is a predicted model, not a curated record. Gene Ontology annotation, molecular function: protein binding. The transcript has 2 exons. NCBI's taxonomy places the organism in Eukaryota, Metazoa, Mollusca, Bivalvia, Venerida, Veneridae. Bases 54 to 764 code for a protein of 236 amino acids.